Messenger RNA from Exaiptasia diaphana, 1870 nucleotides. RefSeq lists its product as uncharacterized. The record is from RefSeq and is a predicted model, not a curated record. The transcript is spliced from 10 exons. Lineage: Eukaryota; Metazoa; Cnidaria; Anthozoa; Actiniaria; Aiptasiidae. The coding region runs from base 56 to 1222 and encodes 388 amino acids.
CGCAUAGUUCAAGUUGCUGUCAUCGACGAAAACUAAAAUAACUGAAAUCACGAACAUGAUGGAGAGAAAUACUCUUGUUCUGCUUGUAGUGAUAUCAACAACUCCAAUUACAGAUGCUUUCCAAUGGUCUCCUAUUCAACUGUCAAGUCAUGUGAUCAAUGCUUACCUUGGUUCCAAUACCAAGCUGCCUUGUCAGUUUACACUUUCCAAGGAAGAACAACAACAAUCUCAGCAGUUCUAUGCUAUCCUGUGGAGCAGAGAAGCACCAUUUGGAAGUAAACAAUGGGAAGCACUGACAGCAUCAACCCAUAUAUCUGGCCUCAACAGUUCUCUACCUCAGAUUCUCUUUCCUAACAAAGACAAAUUUAGUUUGAAAAAUAAUUCUCUGUCAAUAUAUAAUGUUGGAGUAAAAGAUGAUACCCAGUACCAGUGUGAAUUGAAAAGCAGCUUUUAUGCAUCACCAUCAGUUAUAAAAGUCAAUGUAGUUUAUAGGCCAGUUGACACCAAAAUAUAUGCACCAACUGAUCCAGUGAAACAGAAGUCAUCAGCUAUUAUCAAUUGUACUGCCRGAGGCAAUCCAAAGCCAGGUUUCAGCUUUUAUCAUAAUAAUCAACUUAUACAGAACUCAACGUCACAAUAUUUUGUGAUAAAUGCCACUUUGAAUCAUCAUAAAGGCGAAUACACAUGCAUGCCCUGGAAUUAUUAUGGAAAUGGUCCCAAAGCUACAAUUACCCUAAGAGUCCAAGAUAUCAAAAUAACUGAUGAAACGAAAUUGUUAUCUGAUGAAAUAAUUGCUGGGAUUACUGGUGCUGUGGUCCUUGUGUUAGUUAUUAUUAUAGUAGCUGCUAUAAUGUGCCAAAGACUCAGAUCAGGAAAAGAAGCGGCUGAGGACCAUGCCAAAAAUAGUAGUAGGGACCUGAAAGAGUCUCAUUUGGGGCCUGCAAUGUAUGGGAGUGAUGCCAGCAUUGCAACUUCUGCCACCAAAACAAGUACAAGAGACUCAAAAGGUUCUCAAAUUAGUCCUGCUAUCUAUGGGAGUGAUACAAAAUAUUCUAGUGAAAGUUCRUUAAAACUCGAUCCGAACAUUCCGAAAGAACGUACGAUAUUUUAUGGCCCUGAAUCAGACUUUUCCAUGGCAAACGGUACAUACACUCCACGAGAACAAAACCUAUUCAAACUCGAUGGUUCAACGAAUGGAAUUCCUGUGGAUUCAGACAUCUAGCUCAAUUGAAUGGAAUUUGCAAACAAUUGUAUUAUACUUAAUAUUUUGCAUGCAUCAUAAAUACGCAAUGAAGAUGGGACCUUUCUUACUUCCAUCAAAAUAUCUCACACUUUGAUACUGUAACUUGAAAUGAUAGUUAAUUUUGAACUGGCAUGUUUGGGACAUUGCAAAUACAAUGAACUAAGGCCGAGUCGACACASAUCGUUUUUGUAGCAUUUUUACCUUUUUGAAAUACUGACAAAAUCGCUGUGGAGUCAAGAAACUCUUCAAGUGUUCAUGAGUAUGGCAUUAUUUCUAUGAAGCCAAAUCACAAAUUUUAGUUUCUGAUAACSCUUAAUGGUAGGAGUCUCGAGCGAUAACCUGUCACGUAAUUUCUAUCAACACGUGAAAUUGUUCGUCUAAUUUGGGCUUGCGGAAGGACAACAUCGAGUUGGACAAUUAAAUGACUUAUCAUGCUUCCUUUCAGUGUUCUAUAUAAAGAAGUUUGAAUUACUUUAAAUAGAACAAGAAUUUUGAACUUGUCUUCCUGGUGCAAGACUAGCCCGGAAUAAACACUUUUUAAGAGUAUUUAUCUUUUAAAUAGAAAGUAAUAUUGUAAAACAAAUGGAUAAAGUUAGGGAAGCAAUCGUUAAAUGUUUGUUGUAAGUU